Diospyros lotus (date-plum) is the source of this 1000-nucleotide messenger RNA. RefSeq lists its product as uncharacterized. Bases 17 to 886 code for a protein of 289 amino acids. The transcript has a single exon. Lineage: Eukaryota; Viridiplantae; Streptophyta; Magnoliopsida; Ericales; Ebenaceae. The record is from RefSeq and is a predicted model, not a curated record. Gene Ontology annotation, biological process: shoot system development; root development.
CCAACUAGAAGAGUAAAUGGCUUCCUCUCCUUUGAGACUAAAAUCCCAUCGCCAUGCUCGUUCUGUCAGCUUGCCCUCUAGAUCUCAUCCACUCAUCCCUCUAGUUGAUGAGCAUUUGUGCAGAAUAAAGGCUUCUGAAGCUGCCUCUUCACCAGUAGGGGAGAGACUAAGUAUCCUCCUAGAUAUGUACAGUUGUUUGGAUGAUUUGCUUCUUUUGCCACACACACAAGAAGCCUUGGCCAAACAAAACCGUGAGAAAUGGGUUGAGGUGGUGCUAGACGGGUACCUGAACCUGUUGGAUGUGUGUGGCACAGCUAAGGACGUCUCCUCACAAGCAAAGCAAGAUGCACAGGACCUUCUCUCUAUCAUUCGGAGGAAAAGGGACGCAAAUGAGUUGGGUGGAUACUCAGCCUCAAGAAAGAGGGUAAAGAAGCUGAUCCAAAAGUCUCUGAGGGACUUGAAGAAUAUCAGGAGCAAGCACACCAUCCUCGCUUCAGACAAAUACCAUGAGACCAUGGCGAUUUGUGCCCUGUUAAAUGAUGUUGAGGCAGCUACUUUGGCCGUGAUGGAGUCUUUGUUGUCCUACAUGGCAGGGGCAAAGGCGCAGUCAAGAUUUUCUUUGGUUUCCAAACUGUUGCACAGCAAGACUGUAGAAGCUCAAGAUGAAGAAACAGGCACAAAUGAGUUUGAUAAAGUCGACAUCGCAUUAUGCUUGCUUAGUGGUCACAAGAGUAGCAGAUCUUCCGGCGCAAUGUCCCUUGAAAAUCUGCAAAUUGACUUGCAAAGGAUGGAGAUGAGCAUUCAAGAACUUGAAGGAGGACUAGAGUGCUUGUUCAGGAGGUUAAUCAAAACUAGAGUUUCCCUCCUCAACAUUCUCAACCACUAGCCAAGAAAAUCAUCAUACAAUUUCAUGGAAAUCCCACAAUUUUGUAACUUGGACAGAACCUACUAAUUUGGAGAGUCCAUACUUGUACAUCAGAAACACUACCGUAUCUAUAAA